AUGGAUCUCUUCCACUCCCCCCAAUUCUCAAAUUAUGUCAAGAAGGCCCUCGACUCCCACAAAAUUCCAGGUAUGGGGGUCUCGAUUGUACAAGGCCGUACAAUCGCAUCGGCGGCAUUCGGCAGGUCAAGUGUAGAUCCAUCAACGAACUUUACCCCUGACACGCUUGUUGGCAUCGGCUCUAUUUCCAAAUCCCUCACCGCUGCCGCGGUUGCACUCCUAGUUCACGACAAUGUAAAUUAUCCUCAGGUUCAGUACGAUGCUACUAUGUCGAGCCUUCUACCUGAUGAUUUUGUUAUGCCUGGUGAAGACCACAGGGAUGUUACCAUAGAGGAUAUUUUGACCCACCAGACUGGUAUGCCGGCACAUGAGUUCUCCAUGUUUGGUUCAAACGCGGAGCAGCCGGAUGACCCUCGCUCAAUUACAAGAAACUUGAGAAAUUUGCCCACCAUAGCGCCCAACCGGAGUGGAUUUAUGUACUCCAAUAUGAUGUAUACUGUUGCCUCCUACUUGGUGGAACAUGUUACCGGAGCCAGCUUUUCAGACUUCCUGGAGAAGCAAAUAUUCCAACCACUAAAAAUGGAGUCCACCAGUGUCCAACCGGGUCGCGCUUUAGCUAAGACAAAAGGACGGGACAUUUCGGUUGGCUAUAUAUGGGUUAAAAACACCAAGACGUUGAAACCAUCGCCUUACAUGGACCACCCAGAAUCUCAAGGCGCUGGACAAAUUAUCACAACGGCCAGCGACUACGCUAAAUGGAUCAAAGCUAUGGUCAAUCGAGAAGGGCCAAUAAAUGAGGACAUUUACGACGCGCUGACGAAGAAACGAGUGAUGGAAGAUCCACCAGAAGACCAAGCUUCAGAGAACCCGUUGUUCUAUGGACUCGGCUGGCAAAUUCAAAUUUAUUCUGAUUAUACUGUUGUGUCUCAUGAGGGUGGAGAGGCUGGAUCUUUGGCUGAUAAUUUUUUCGUUCCAGACCUCAACUUUGGAGCAUUCAUCUUCUGUAACGCCAACAAUGCUCAUAACCUUAUCAGCUUAGUGAAGUACCGACUGCUUGAUGAGGCAAUACUCGAGCAUCAAGGAAAGGUUUUAUCUUGCAUAAACAGCAAUCUUGAGUCUGGCAUUGAGCCGGAUGGGGGGCUAGACCUUGAUUUUGGUGAUCAUGACGACGUUUAUCAUGACAUUGUCCAAUUAGAAGAUGAUCUUAUACAAGAGCUGUGCCCUGGUAUAAAAGAACUACAGCCCCAGAAAAUACCACUGGACUCCUACACUGGGAAGUAUUGGAAUCAGGGUUACCGUGGAAUCAAGAUUGAGGACAGAGGUGGUCAACUCUUUAUCGACUGUACUGAUCGAACAGCCCCAUUUACUCUUACUUUCAAGCACAUAUACAACCAGACGAAGUACAUUGGAUAUGUCAAAGAGGCCUACGAAACCGACACAUUCCCAGUCAAAGCAGAAUUCGUACUCGAUAACAAUAGAGCAACGAAGGUGGGACUGCAGCUGGAACAAAUCAUGGAUGGAUAUAUCUGGUUCGAACGAAGAAGCCAAUAG
Messenger RNA from Nannizzia gypsea CBS 118893, 1551 nucleotides. Its product is annotated as beta-lactamase. The coding region runs from base 1 to 1551 and encodes 516 amino acids. The transcript is spliced from 2 exons. Lineage: Eukaryota; Fungi; Ascomycota; Eurotiomycetes; Onygenales; Arthrodermataceae. The record is from RefSeq and is a predicted model, not a curated record.